AAUACUUGUGUGUUGCAAGAGGUUUCGUGGAAAUGACUGCUGAAAUCAGAGUAUAAAUGGUUUGCAAGGUCAGUCUCUGGAGCAGUUACUGAGCAAAACAGGAGUGGAAAUAACACAAAGUACUCAAAAUAAGUAGGGUCCAAUACUGGAUGUGUUUGGAUGAGUUUCUGAAUCUCUAGAAUGUUGUUCCUGGGCUAUGCAGCUCUGCUCUUGUGUUGGACGUGUUGUACUGCACAAAGAGCAAAAUUGUGUGACUACCCAGUUAUAGAAAACGGCAAGUUAAAAUAUGACAUCCGCUUUCACUUUCCGAAGAGAGUUGGACAGAGUGUUGACUACUACUGUUUCCAAGAUUAUUCAACCCUCACUGGAAAUACCUGGGGUCGAAGUUUUUGCUCUCUAAGGGGCUGGUCUCCAGCACCAAAAUGCCUGAAAAAAUGUUAUACCAGGCAGCUGAUAAAUGGUUAUUUCCCAAGACACCCGAUGGAUUUUUACAAAGAAGGUGAAAGAACUACAUAUGCCUGCAACAAUUAUUUCCAGACCGAGCAUGAUGUCGUCAUGUGCACAAAGAAUGGCUGGUUCCCUCAUCCCAGAUGUAUCCCUGAAAAAAAAUGCCGGCCAAACUAUGUUGAGAAUGGUCAUUUCACCUCGUCAAGAACCGAGUUCCGUUUAAGGGAAGUGGCCCCGUAUAGAUGUAAUACUGGCUUUGUAACUGCAGUAGGACAAGAAAAAGGAGAGACACACUGCCAAGAACAUGGCUGGGCUCCACCUCCAAAAUGCAUCAAAAAAUGUUAUACCAGGCAGCUGAUAAAUGGUUAUUUCCCAAGACACCAGAUGGAUUUUUACAAAGAAGGUGAAACAGCUACAUAUGCCUGCAACAAUUAUUUCCAGACCGAGCAUAAUGUCGUCCUGUGCACAAAGAAUGGUUGGUUCCCUCAUCCCAGAUGUAUCCCUGAAAAAAAAUGCCGGCCAAACUAUGUUGAGAUGAAAGAACUACAUAUCACUGCAACAAUGAUUACCAUGCUGAGCAUAAUGUCGUCACGUGCAAAAGCAAUGGCUGGUUCCCUCAUCCCAGAUGUAUCCCUGAAAAAAAAUGCCGGCCAAACUAUGUUGAGAAUGGUCAUUUCACCUCGUCAAGAACCGAGUUCCGUUUAAGGGAAGUGGCCCCGUAUAGAUGUUAUCCUGGCUUUGUAACUGCAGAAGGACAAGACGAAGGAGAGACAC
Molecule: messenger RNA, 1221 nt
Organism: Manacus vitellinus (golden-collared manakin)
Lineage: Eukaryota; Metazoa; Chordata; Aves; Passeriformes; Pipridae
Product: coagulation factor XIII B chain-like
Exons: 9
Coding region: 181-1152 (323 amino acids)
Source: RefSeq, a predicted model, not a curated record